Molecule: messenger RNA, 1057 nt
Organism: Danaus plexippus (monarch butterfly)
Lineage: Eukaryota; Metazoa; Arthropoda; Insecta; Lepidoptera; Nymphalidae
Product: enoyl-CoA delta isomerase 1, mitochondrial-like
Exons: 5
Coding region: 99-929 (276 amino acids)
Biological process (GO): fatty acid beta-oxidation
Cellular component (GO): mitochondrion
Molecular function (GO): enoyl-CoA hydratase activity
Source: RefSeq, a predicted model, not a curated record
AUCAUAUUAUCUGUUUAAGCGAAUGGACGUUACUAUAUAAACUCAAGAAUUUAAAAUUAUUAAAAAAAACUUGCUUUUAAUUACACCUGACUGGAGGCAUGUUACUUCGACGGGUAUAUAAGCAGCAUAGAUGGGUAACAUCACAUGUGAAGCUAUUAUCAACACAGAAACCCUCGAUAGACCUGAAAGUCGACAGCGAUGGAGUCGCUAUACUUAACUUACAGAGACCUCCUGUUAACAGUUUCAACUUGGACUUUCUCAAAGAAAUGAGCCAUACAUUAGACUUUGUCGAGAAAAAUAAAAUCACAGCCAUGAUAUUAACAUCAGCGUUUCCAAAGGUAUUUUCAGCUGGUUUGGAUAUAAAGGAGAUUUACAAGCCUGAUGCCGUCAGGUUUAAGGAGUUCUGGUCAACUCUUCAAGAAGUCUGGAUGAAAUUGUUCGGUGCGAGUUUCAUAACAGCAGCUGCUAUCAAUGGUCAAUCUCCAGCGGGUGGUUGUCUCAUGGCAAUGAGUUGUGAAUACAGAGUAAUGACGAAAGGUAAUUUUACUAUUGGGAUGAAUGAAACCAGCCUGGGUUUAGUCGCUCCGAGCUGGUUCAUGGAACUCAUAAAAAAUACUAUCAAUCAGAGGGAAGCUGAAUACGCGUUUACCACGUCGAGGAUGUUCACCCCUGAAGAGGCAUUGAAGGUAAGACUUAUAGAUGAGAUCGCCACCGACAAAGAUGACGCCAUUGCUAAAUGUAAGAUAUUCAUAAAAAAGUUCGAUGAGAUAACACCAGCAUCUAGAAUAAACACCAAGAUGAAGCUGAGGGAACCGCUCAUUAAAAAACUUCAAAAUACAAGACAGGAAGAUACGGAGGAAAUUUAUGAAUUGUUCGUACGUCCUGAGACACAAAGAACUCUUCAAAUGUACAUGCAAAAGAUAAAAUGAAUGCAUUAGAUUGAUAUAUUAUUUAAAUUUUUUGAUGGCAACACUGACUGUUCAUGUAAUUUAGAAUAAAACUUACUUUUUCUUUUAAAAUUAUAUCUAGUAUAAAGAAAAAUAAAACAUUCACCAAA